GUUGUCGGUUCGGUUGCGCUGCUGGGCGAAGUUGGUGUGAGGCGCGCACCUCUGGCCGCAGGAAGGUGGCGGCGUCGGCGUCUGUGGAAUGUGAGCCGCUGCUUCUGCUGCUGCUGCUGCGGCGUCCGUCCCAACAGGGUGAUCGGCGGUGCUGCUGCUGCUGCUGCUGCCGCCGCCUUGAUUGCGCCAGGCUCGGGAGCGGAGCCUCCCGCUUGGGUUUAAGGCUCACCGCUGUGCAAUGGGGGCUCCUGGAGUCACUGGAGCGGAUCAGCUGCUGGCGGGCGCUAGCAGGGCUGUAAAUGGGCAGCUCUAGUAUAUUGGCUGGUGUGUGUGUCUGUGUGUGUGUGUGACAGCAGCCCCAGCACCCGCACCCGCCGCCGGCCGAGCUUCCCUGGGAUUAAAGGUGUGGAUCCAGGAGAAGGAAGUUUCAGUCUGGACCUUUCUUGAGCUCAUGAAAAAGAACAAGGACUCCAUAAGGGAACUUCAUUACAGUUGUGGUCUCUCAUCAUCGUCAUGGAUCAUAUUAUAAUCAUCCAAUAGUGUGCCACUCACUUAAAAUGGAAUUUAUCCUAGGGAAGGGCAAUACAGCCCAUGCAUCCUGAGCAUCAUUUCAGCCUUUUCCUUAUUCACUGCUUUUGUCAGACUUGUAUGUAGAUCACUUAACACAAACAAACCAUAAGAUCACGUCUCGCUCAGCCUCAGAUUUCAUACUCUUAACUGAACCUCCAGGUGUUUUAACUCUUCAUCGUCAUGGCUUCAGUAUGGAAAAGGCUGCAACGGGUUGGAAAACAUGCAUCAAAAUUCCAAUUUGUGGCCUCUUAUCAGGAGCUGAUGGUUGAAUGCACCAAGAAGUGGCAGCCAGAUAAAUUGGUGGUGGUUUGGACCAGAAGAAGUCGACGGAAAUCUUCAAAGGCUCAUAGCUGGCAGCCAGGAAUAAAAAAUCCAUACCGUGGUGUAGUUGUAUGGCCUGUUCCUGAAAACAUUGAAAUCACUGUGACACUUUUUAAGGAUCCUCAUGCUGAAGAAUUUGAAGACAAAGAGUGGACAUUUGUGAUAGAAAAUGAAUCUCCUUCUGGGCGCCGGAAGGCUCUUGCUACCAGCAAUAUUAACAUGAAGCAAUAUGCAAGUCCUAUGCCUACACAGACUGAUGUCAAGCUGAAAUUCAAGCCUUUGUCCAAGAAAGUUACAUCUGCCACAUUGCAGUUCUCUUUAUCUUGUAUUUUUCUGAGGGAAGGAAAAGCAACAGAUGAAGACAUGCAAAGCCUGGCAAGCCUAAUGAGCAUGAAGCAAGCAGAUAUUGGAAAUCUAGACGAUUUUGAGGAAGAUAAUGAUGAUGAAGAAGAAAACAGAGUGAACCAGGAAGAAAAGGCUGCAAAAAUUACAGAAUUUGUAAACCAGUUGAAUGCUCUGAGCAGCUUAGAUGAAGAUCAAGAUGACUGCAUAAAACAUGCAAAUAUGCUUUCAGCUAAAUCAGCCAGUUCUUCUGAAGAGCUUAUCAACAAACUUAAUUUCCUGGAUGAAGAGGAUCAGGAGUUAGACAAUUCCAGUUCAAAUCCAUUUGUAGAUCCUGACAGAGUGGAGCUAAACCCUUUUGGAGACCCUGAUAUGGAAGAACCAAUUAUUAAGGAGAUGUCAUCUUCAAAACAAGAAGACUCUUACUGCGAUGAUGAUGAUGAGUACAAUCCCUUUAAAGAAGAGGAAGCUGCUGAGUAUGUAAACCCUUUUGAUGAACCAGACAUUGAACCCGAGGCUCAGGCACCCAUCAAAGACUUUCCUCCUCAACCAGCAAAAAGGAAAAAUGUUCAGCCAGUGGACAUGAGCAAAUACCUCUAUGCCAACACAUCAAAAACAGAUGAUGAAGAGUUAGAUGAAUCAAACCCAUUUUAUGAACCAAAAUCAAGCCCUGCUUUAAAUAAUCAAGUUACUUCACUACAAGAAAUGGAAAGGAAGAUGAAAAGAAAAGCUCCUGAGCCACCCGUCCUCUCACCAAAGGCAGGAAAGGAAACAAGUGAGAACACGUCAGCUAUUCAGGCGGUGAAAGAACUUUCCUCUUCUCCUAAGCCAAGCCCACUACCAAGUCCUGUUUUGGGGAAGAUGCCAAAUGCUAGCCAGUCUCUGCUUGCUUGGUGCAAAGAAGUUACAAAAAACUAUAGAGGAGUAAAAAUCACAAAUUUCACCACAUCCUGGAGAAAUGGAUUGUCCUUUUGUGCAAUAUUACAUCACUUUAGGCCUGACCUAAUUGACUACAAGUCCCUGAAUCCUCAAGAUAUUAAAGAGAACAACAAAAAGGCCUAUGACGGGUUUGCCAGUUUAGGAAUAUCUCGGCUACUAGAACCUUCUGACAUGGUUUUGUUAGCAAUUCCAGACAAAUUAUCUGUGAUGACUUAUCUCUAUCAAAUACGAGCACAUUUCAGCGGACAGGAGCUAAAUGUGGUUCAGAUCGAGGAGAACAGUAGCAAAAGUACCUACAAAGUGGGCAACUAUGAAACAGACCCAAACAGCUCUGUUGAUCAGGAAAAGUUCUAUGCGGAACUUAAUGACCUAAAACGAGAACCAGAAGAGCGACAGCUUGAAGGGCCUUUAACCGACUUCGUUUUUCAGGAUGACUCUGCAUGCAUGAAUGACAGCAGAGUUACAGAUUUGGAAAGUGCAUCUAAUCUGCAUCAAACACCAGAUGAUCACCUGAGCUUCAGCAUGGCUUCCUCUUCUUCUCAAAGGACUAAAAGUGAUGCGGAGCAACAGAAAAACCAGCAGAGCCUAGGAAGGACAUCUGGAUUGGAGGAACCGGAGAAAAGUAGUAUAACACCAGUACCACCUCUGUUGGGAAGGAAAAAAUUGCUCAAAGCAGACACUCUAGAUCUGAGCAAUUUGGCACAGGUCAACGACCCAAAAAGGGAUGCGUUUCCAACAACACUGCAUGAGGAUAUGGACAAGAAAGGACAACAGAAUUCCGCCACUGCCAUUAGUUUCUCAGAACCAGAAAACCACGGUCAUCCAGACCUCAGAGAAAGGAGGAAACUGGAUUUUGACACAUAUGCUGAAAAAACAAAUUUAGAAAUGGGAAAUAAAUCUGGACAUUCUCAAAAUAGGGAUGCAGAUACUGAUAAAAAGCCACCUGUCUCACAGAGGCAGAUGGAGACAGAUUCAGAAUCUGAGAUCAAAACCUCUGUACAAUUCACAGACCUGCCUACAAAAACUGCACAGCUACGAAUGCUAUCAAGACAGGAAGAACUGAAAGAGAGAGCAAGAGUUCUGCUUGAACAAGCAAGAAGAGAUGCGGCAUUAAAGGCAGGAAAUAGACAGCUCACAACCACCCCGGGACGCUCCAAGCAACUGAAUGAUCAGCAAGAUGAAGAGCGGCGUCGGCAACUGAGAGAGAGAGCUCGUCAGCUAAUAGCAGAAGCUCGAUCUGGAGUAAAGAUGUCAGAACUUCCUAGCUACAGUGAAAUGGCUGCAGAAAAGUUGAAAGAAAGGUCAAAGGCAUCUGGAGAUGAGAAUCAAAAAGAUAAGACUGAGAUAGUUACUAACGAGAAGAUUCCUGAAUGUACUAUUACUGGCGGUGAAGAUCAACAUACUAACCUAGAAAAUGACCUUGAUUCUGAUGUUGAACAGAAUAGCAGAUUGGUAGAUUUAAAACUGAAGAAGCUCCAAGAACCGCAACCACAGGUGUCAAGUUCACUUUCCAGUGCUGCUCAAAAAGGAGAAACAAGUAGCACAGAGCAAGAGUUCAAGAGUGAGACAGAAGAACAUCGUGCUGAGCGAUUACAAAAAGCAACAGAACGUUUUAGAAAUCCUGUUGUGUUCAGCAAGGAUUCCACAGUCAGAAAAACUCAGCUUCAGUCAUUCAGUCAAUAUGUUGAAAACAGACCAGAGAUGAAAAGGCAGAGAUCAAUACAGGAAGAUACAAAGAGAGGAAAUGAGGAGAAGGCAGAGAUAACUGAAACUCAGAGGAAGCCAUCAGAAGAUGAAGUGCUUAAUAAAGGGUUCAAAGACACCAGUCAGUAUGUUGUAGGAGAAUUGGCAGCACUAGAGAAUGAGCAGAAGCAAAUUGACACCCGUGCCGCGCUGGUGGAGAAGCGCCUUCGCUAUCUCAUGGACACAGGGAGAAACACUGAAGAGGAAGAAGCUAUGAUGCAAGAAUGGUUCAUGUUGGUCAAUAAGAAAAAUGCCUUAAUAAGAAGGAUGAAUCAACUGUCCCUGCUGGAAAAAGAACAUGACCUAGAAAGGCGGUAUGAAUUGCUGAACAGGGAACUAAGAGCAAUGCUUGCUAUUGAAGACUGGCAAAAGACUGAAGCCCAGAAGAGGCGAGAGCAGCUUUUGCUGGAUGAACUUGUUAUUCUUGUUAAUAAACGUGAUGCGUUGGUCAGAGAUUUAGAUGCCCAAGAAAAACAAGCUGAAGAAGAAGAUGAGCAUUUGGAAAGAACUCUUGAGCAAAACAAAGGAAAGAUGGCCAAGAAAGAGGAGAAAUGUCUUCUUCAGUGACCAGCUUUAUGGAACAAGGCACUUGUCAUGUUUUAUAAUCUAACCCUUCUUAUGUUUUGGAAAUACUGACACCAAGACUAGAAAAAGAAAACUACAAAUAAUACAUUUCAGAACAUAAUAAAAUAUUUGGCUAGACCAGCUUUACCUUGAAUUAUUUUGGGAGUCCCUCUACCCUUCCAUUCAAGCAAUAUUACUUCACAGAUAGCUUUUCACUGGGAUAUACUUGCAGGCUUAAGACAUCAUUAUUUUAAAUAGGUUUGCACCCAGAUCUUACAACAACCUUAGGGUUGUUUGUUAGGGACUUGGGAAUGGCAUAAUGUUUUUGCUGUUCUUAAAAUAAAAUCCAAAAACAUUAUUUUAUGUAAUAGCAUUUCAGGGUGAGAAAGAGAAUGAAAACAGUCUGUACAGUUUCAUCUAGUCCUGCCAUGUGUAUCAUUUAAUACCCAGUUUUAUAGUUAGAACCCAUUUAUUAUAUAGUGUGCUGUAUUUACCAGUAUUUAUUUCAGCAGCAAUUUUACACUUUUAUUGUAAGUAUAAUUAUAAAAUUUAAGAAUUUCUGAUGCAUUCAGAGACCAAUCCUUUUUAACCUAUCCAUUGCAAGAGCCUUCUGAUCUAAAGAUGUGAUUGUAAUGAUAAGGCUCAUUGAAGUGUGAUCAGUUUACAAACAAAAAAAAAAACAUUCUAUAAAAGCUUCCCAUUUUAUUAAUUAUUUAUUUACCCCAUAGUUUAGAUCCUUCUCCAUUUUGUUCGACCUUUGCAUUCUGGCUCCACAAUGCUGUUCAUAUUUAUUCUGUAUCCAUUUACUCUGUAUCUUGGAGGGUCGGUCUUGCGGUUGUUUGCAAAAUCUGCUUACAAGGGACUGCCUCCUCCACUGACAUCCUGACAUCAUUCUUGUGAAAACAGUUAAGUUUAUUUAUUACAAUACUGGAUUAUGUAAAAAUUUUCAAUAAAGCUGGAUCUUUCUUACCAUAA
Messenger RNA from Pogona vitticeps (central bearded dragon), 5454 nucleotides. It is a transcript of the gene EHBP1, whose product is annotated as EH domain binding protein 1. Lineage: Eukaryota; Metazoa; Chordata; Lepidosauria; Squamata; Agamidae. Gene Ontology annotation, molecular function: protein binding. The record is from RefSeq and is a predicted model, not a curated record.